AUUGAGAAGGUAUGGGCUUUAGAGAAAGACUACGGCAGCAUAACACCAGGAAAUAAUUCUCCAUUCCCGGUCGAUUACUUCACCUCUGCAACCCAGGCUUCCACAUCGAUAACAAAUAAUGACAGGGGUUGAUUAGCUAACUUCAUGAGGGUGGGCGGGGUGGGGGGAGAACAGUUAUUUCAAGUACUGCUGCUGCCCUAUACCUUGUGAAACGGUUGAAUUUCUAUGCAUUCAUGUUGAAGUGGGUUGUUUGAUUCUUUAAUAAGAUCUGCC
This is a messenger RNA of Linum tenue, 273 nucleotides long. Lineage: Eukaryota; Viridiplantae; Streptophyta; Magnoliopsida; Malpighiales; Linaceae. The record is from the annotation of a GenBank genome assembly.